AUGACAAACAUGUUUGUAAUGUUGUACUGUGUGACUUUUUUAUUUUAUUUUAGCGAUCUGCUCCAGUAUGGUAGGAUCUUCUUGUGGGAGAGCGGAAAUGUGGUCGAUGCAGGGAUUGCUGCUUUACUUUGCCUAGGAGUUGUUCAUCCACACACCGCUGGAUUAGGUGGAGUGUUUUCUGCAGUUUUGUACAAUCACACUACGAGAUCGUUUAAAGCAGUACGUGACACCUUUCAGAGCCUGCCUACAUACAGCGCUCCUUCAUUAUUGCAGGGCCUUCGGCUGCUACACUCCAGCUACGGGCAUUUAGAAUGGGCUCAACUUUUCGAAGGCGCUACAAAACUUGCUAAAGAAGGUUUCCUUAUCGAUGCACUUUUGUCCAGUGCAUUGGAAGCCCACAAGGACCAAAUACUCCAGUCAGGACUGUGCGAUCUGUUCUGCGAUACAGCUGGCCGUGUGAAAUCAGAGGGCGAGCGUGUCGCCAAUGGGAAUCUAUCAGAAGUUUUGCUGAGCGUCAGUCUAAAUGGCUCCCAUUUCCCAGAAAAGCUGGCCGUAAAAUUGGCUCAAGACAUUUCUGAAGCUGAGAGAACGGCUUUCCUUGCUGCCGCUCAGGCCAGCAGCGGAGAAAUCAAUGAGCCCCUUAUCAUGGCAAAGGAGAAAUACAGCAUUCUUUCGGUCCCCUCACAGCUCACAGGUGGAAUGAUAUCCAAUUUAUUAGAUAGAGUCCGAGAGCAAAACCUUGCUUUUCCAAGCCACGGAGAUCUCGCUAAUGCCUCUGCCUCUUAUAAUGCCCUCUUAAAUUUGGCGAAUGAAUUCUUCAACACAAGUCUCAAAGAGAUAUUCCCUCUAAAUACCACAAGCAGUCAUGUAGGAGCCCUUGAUAGUCACGGCAAUUUCAUAGUAAUCUCCACCUCGCUCAACAGCACAUGGGGAUCCAGGCGAUACUUGCCAAGCAGCGGAGUGAUCCUCAACGACUUUACCUCUGACAUCACUCAGAUGCCUUAUUUCAGUUUUCCUCUGGUGCUAAAGAUAAUCGAAGAUGAAAACGAAGAUGACGAGGUGCAGUUUGUUGCUUUAACUGGAGGUCUUUCAGCUCUGCUUAAUUCAGUGGUUAUUUUGAGGAACUUGGUUGACUUUGGCUUUUCUGCUCCUGAGACUAUGAGUCCUGCUUCUCUACCUAUCUGCAUGUCUUUCACAAACAGCUUGGUUGCCUACCACAUGCUUUCAGAGGGAGAUGGACCGAAUGCGGGUGAAUGUUCAGAUCUCUUUUUGUCUCUUCUGCUUCGCUUGAAUGCAAAACAUGUAGGAGCCUAUGGAGCCCCUGCUACUGCAGUCCACGCUGAUGGAUACUAAUGCAACAUAAAAAAAGACAGUAAUGACGUUUCAUGUUAAAAAUGAUACUUAUGCACUUUAAAAGCACUUCAUUCAUGGCUUAUGUUCAGAGUUAGGAAUGCCCUGUAUGUGAGUGUAAUUUUGUUUACUGGUGUUUUAAGAUUUUAAAUGUAACAUUCUGCUUUUUUACCCAAAGUAAUUUAUAUCCUAAAUGUUCCCUUAUUUCUAAGAAGCAGCUUCUUUGGCAUCCUGAGAUGUCUUUGUAUUGAUUUUUUGGUGUAAUCCUGUGAAUCUAUGCUGUGCACACAAAAGCAAACAGGUGAAUGGAUUUGUUGAACCUUAAUGAGUGAAGAACUGCUGCUGGUUUGAUAACCAACAGACACUUGCAGGUGUGUUUCGUGUCACAUGAUGUUUUUUGUACUUUUAUACGACCCUGCUCCUGAGGAAGAUUUAUUUUGUAUUCUCCAAAAGCAAAAAGUUACUGUGGUAUGUGUAAAAUGAGAGACUCCAGAGAAGCAGGACAAACACUUGAGAGGCUAUAAUGUAGAAUAACUGCAUAUGUAAAGUAUGGAGUCAAUCUAGUGCCAUAAAAAACUUGUAAAAUAAAAGAAAGCUUUGCAAACAAAAAAUA
Messenger RNA from Danio aesculapii, 1963 nucleotides. Its product is annotated as glutathione hydrolase 6. Gene Ontology annotation, cellular component: extracellular exosome. Bases 1 to 1353 code for a protein of 450 amino acids. The record is from RefSeq and is a predicted model, not a curated record. Lineage: Eukaryota; Metazoa; Chordata; Actinopteri; Cypriniformes; Danionidae. The transcript has 2 exons.